AUGAAUAGAUACAAUUUAGCCUUAACCCUAUUCUUGAUACUAGUCUUGAAUAAAUCAAAUCUUGCUAGUACGACUUCUUUUGUCGUUACAAAUCAUGGCCUAGUACAAGGCAAAGUCAGCCAUAUCUUAAAUGGCGAUAUUCAUUCAUUCCUUGGCAUUCGCUAUGCUCAACCACCAACCAAUAAUUUGAGAUUUAAACCAGCCUUGCCGUGGACACAGAAUUGGCAAGGCAUAUACAAUGCGACAUAUUAUAAAUCAUCGUGCCCGCAAUAUUCCUCAAAAUGGAACUGUCUAGACUAUAAUAAGGAACUCCUCAAUAGCCAACCUAUCAGUGAAGACUGCUUGUACUUGAAUAUUUAUACUCCUAUCCCUAAUGUAGCUGGCAAUAAAUCUGUCUUGGUAUGGUUUCAUAACGGCGAUUUUAAUUGCGGUAGUGGAUCACUGUGGGAUCCUUCUGCUUUAGCAAGUACAGAAGAGAUGGUGAUUGUUACUGUUAAUUAUAGGUUAGGAGCUUUAGGCUUCUUAACUUCAGGACAAGAUAGCAAUACUGAUAGUGAAAUUCCAGCUAAUCUCGCCUUACGUGAUCAACAAUUAGCUUUAACAUGGAUCAAGGACAAUAUUGUUCGAUUUGGUGGUAGAAGUAAUGAUAUUGGGAUUGUUGGCAGUUCAGCUGGAGCAAUUUCAGUAGGUUUACACACCGUUAUUCCAAGCAGUGGAUCAUUAUUUACAUCUGCCAUUCUACAAAGUGGUACACCACUCUCACCCCACGCUAUCAAGACUAAAAAUCAAGCUCAAAUUAUUUUUCAACAAUUUACAAGCGCUACUAAUUGCAGCCGUAAUACAUUAAAUUUAACGAUUGAAUGUUUACAAUCUCUAUCAAUCAGUACAAUAUCACAACAGCAAGAAGCUAUUUUAUCUCAAUUUCCUCAAGCUUUUACGCCUGUUAUUGACGGCCAAUUUAUCCCUGACGAUCCUAAGGUACUCCUUUCUUCAGGCCAAUUUAACAAGGUUCAAAUUAUGCUGGGUAGCAAUAUGAACGAUGGUUCCAAGUAUUUAGCCCCCUUACCCAAUAUCACCAAGGGGCUAUCAAGAGCUGCUUUUAAAACUAAUAUAGUCGCACAAUUUUCCAAUUUCAAUAACGUCACUUUAUCAGCCAUGAUCUAUAAAUACACAGACUGGACAAAUAAAACGUCAUUAUUUAGUAAUCGUGCUGAAUAUGAGAAAUUAUACAAUGAUUAUUACUAUGCUGAACCCAUUGUUGAAACAGCGAAUCUUUAUUCUAGUUAUGUUACUACUUAUAUGUACGUUUUUGCUUACCGAACUGAAAGUGAUACUUAUUUUCCAAGCUAUUAUGGCGUGGCUCAUUCUAUGGAAAUUCCCUAUGUAUUCGGUUAUCCAUUACUUAAACCCAAUAACUUAAAAUUAAAUUAUACUGAACAUGAAGAAAGAAUUAGUAAGCAUUUAAUGUCACUUUGGGGAAGUUUUAUCUAUGAUAGGUAA
Molecule: messenger RNA, 1500 nt
Organism: Trichoplax adhaerens
Lineage: Eukaryota; Metazoa; Placozoa; Uniplacotomia; Trichoplacea; Trichoplacidae
Exons: 1
Coding region: 1-1500 (499 amino acids)
Biological process (GO): choline metabolic process; acetylcholine catabolic process
Cellular component (GO): plasma membrane
Molecular function (GO): acetylcholinesterase activity
Source: RefSeq, a predicted model, not a curated record